Messenger RNA from Rhinopithecus roxellana (golden snub-nosed monkey), 419 nucleotides. RefSeq lists its product as uncharacterized. The record is from RefSeq and is a predicted model, not a curated record. Bases 1 to 393 code for a protein of 130 amino acids. NCBI's taxonomy places the organism in Eukaryota, Metazoa, Chordata, Mammalia, Primates, Cercopithecidae. The transcript has 4 exons.
AUGCCGCCCGGGUCCCGGACUCCCUGCUGCUCUGGCUGCGGCAGCGCGCGCUGCUCCUUGGGGGCGCCCUCGCAGCGCGGGUGGGGGCGGGUCCGAGGGAGCGUCCCACACGGAGACACCCUCCUCUUCAACCCAACACCCGCUCUCAGCUGGCCGGUGUGGCACAACCCUACCCCCACCUCCCCUUCUUGGCCUUUGCCAGUGUGGGAGCCUCGUCUCACUGGAGAGUCCCUUCAGAGAAGGAAACUGAGGCCCAGACAGACGAAGGAGAGGCAAGCUAUGGAGCGCAGCGGUGAAAAGCAAGGGAUUGGUGGCCCCAGAAUGGCACCUCAGCUCUGCCAGGCUCUGCCACUAUUUCCCACUGGCCAAACCCUACUGGAAGUGGAAGGCUAAGAAGUCCACUGGCGCAAUCCAUACAG